Molecule: messenger RNA, 519 nt
Organism: Bursaphelenchus xylophilus (pine wood nematode)
Lineage: Eukaryota; Metazoa; Nematoda; Chromadorea; Rhabditida; Aphelenchoididae
Source: the annotation of a GenBank genome assembly
AUGUUUGUGGUCAAGAACAUUGAUCCAGAUGGAAAGAAGUUCGACCGUGUGAGCCGAAUCUUUGGUGACUCUGAGUCUUUCAAGACCGACUUGAUUCUUGAUGUGAACACGCAGAUCUAUCCGAUGGCGUUGGGGGAGAAAUUCAGAUUGGCUUUAAGCUUUACACUACGGGAUGAUGGUCUUGCUGAUGAAGGAGAAUACGAUCAACAUGUGAGUUUAUUUCUAUUUUGUUUUUAGGUUUAGGAUCUUGGAGGGUGAAUCUUCAGUGUCUUCAUUCCACAUCCUGUACUGAAGUUUUCUUUUUAGUUGCAAAGUUCCUUGAUGAAGAUCUUUCACUAUGUGAUGUACGGAAAGAUCUACCGGGUUGAAGGCGACGAUGCUGUCUCGGAGAAUGCUCGUUUAUCUGUCUAUGCUUCGUUUGGAGGACUUUUGAUGAGGUUACAAGGCGAUGCGACUAGUUUGGCUGGAAUGGACGUUGACAAGAAUCUUUACCUUCUAAUCAAGAAGAUUUCUGCAUGA